UUAAAAAUACUGGAACUUAAAGAUAUCUACACAUGCAACAAUAGUUAUUUCUGAGGUAUGCACACUUCAGACAUCUAGGUGUCCAGUACAUCAUUUAUAUAACAUCGAUAACGAUGCAUUCGAAGACGACGAGUUCAAAAUCUUUUGGUCCCAUAUGGGGACAUGCCAGCGAGCCGUGGGAAGAACGCAUCGUCACGUUGUUCAUCGGAUCUGCAGAUAAUGAUCUUACGUGGCUCCAGGUCAAUUUGAUAAUUUAAAAAACAGCAAAAUAAAGUUACAUUUGCUGACCUGCAACUUGUGUCAAAGUGUGAUCUAUCAUCAAGAACCGCUGUAUAAACAACCGCAUCUGCGGUGUCCAGAAAGAACCAUCGCCAUAUUUAUUACCCAGGGUUCUUGGGGUGACGUUUGACCUCGUACUAGCAGACGACAAAGAAUAAUGGAAGGUUCCAAAAAGGGGAGAAGAGUCUGGAGUCGUGAAAAAAUCGAAGAAGUACUACAAGAUAUCACUGAAAACAAUCUGACACAGAGCAGUGCUUCAAGGAAGUACGGGAUACCUCAGACGACAAUCAGUGAUAAGGUAUUGGGAAUAAGCUCACUGGACGCAACGCCUGGAAGACCCCCAAGUCUUUCGAAAGAAGAGGAGGACAGCCUCGUUUACUACAUCAAGUAUCGGACAGAACGAGGCUUUCCCAUCACGAAGAAAACCAUCCUGGCCCUGGCUCAAGCCGUUCAUGUGCGGUAUUGCGAGGAGAAUGACGCCGCGCCAAAGAUAAGCCUAGAAAGUGGACUCUCUCAAAAGUGGUGGAAAGGGUUCAAGGGGCGGCAUGACCUGACCAUCCGCAAGCCUGACCCGCUAGACAGAGGCAGAAGGGACGCCAUUGACAGGGAAGUCGUGAAGGAUUUCUUCACCCUUCUGUCUGAAACCAUGGCCAAGAACGGCUUAGAUGGGCAGCCGCAUCGAGUAUACAACGCGGAUGAAACCGGAUUUGAGUUGGACCCACAACGAAAGAAAGUCGUCUCGUUUGCCAAAAUGAAUGCUCCAGCAACGUCCGUGAGGAAGGGGACGAGGGAUCAUAUCACCUCUAUGGAGUGUGUGGCCGCAAACGGCACAGCAUUACCACCAAUGAUCAUAUUUUCUAAGAGCUACCCGAGCACCGCGUAUAGCCUUGACGGUCCGGACAAUGCCGUGUACGCCACAACUCCCUCUGGUUUUAUCGAGGCAGACAUCUUCCUCUCUUGGCUCGAUAAGUGCUUUAACCGCUUCUCUUCUCCAGAGCGACCUGUGCUAUUGCUUCUGGACCAACACAGCACUCACGUGACGACUGAGGCGAUAGACUUUGCGAUCAAAAACGACAUAAUCCUGAUGGGCUUGCCACCACACAGCAGCCACUUCCUGCAACCGCUGGACGCACAAGGCGGGCCAUUCAACAGGAUGAAAGACGUCUAUGAAGAUGUAGUUAACGACGUUACACUUGUCAGGCCUAACUACUUUGUAACAAAGUCGUCUUUCUCAAAGAUAUAUAAGAUUGUCCGAGAGAAAACGUUGAGUAUGGAGGUGAUCAAGACCGGCUUCAGGAAGACGGGUGUGUAUCCUGUGGAUGAAGAUGCAGUAAACGAAAGGUGGCUGGUGUUGAAUGAAGUACCCACAGAACAACAAGACGGCUGCGAAGCAGAGAGACAGCUUCUGCAGGAGGAAGUGGAAAUGUUGGAUCUUGCAGAGAUAGCAUCUCAGGCAAAAGAAGAUGAAGAAGCGAUCGGUCACGAGGCAGCAGAAAAACAGCUGCUGCCAGAAGAACUGGAAAUGCUAGCGCUUGCCGACGAAAUGUCACAGUCGACCAACAGAAAUCCAGUCAAGAGUACACGUCGGGCAGCAAACGACUCCACUCUUCGUAGGUCAACUUGCCGUGCCUGCGGGGCCAGACUGGAUUUGGGGUCAGCGAACCCUUUUGUUCAGGCUGGGGUAGUAGCGCCAUAUGUGUCAGACCUACUGACCCCCAUACCAGAGGCACACACACGACGGGCAAGACGCAUCAAACCGAAAGCCCUAGUGUUUGAUGAAGAAUAUGUCGCUACCCUAAAAAGAGAGGCAGAUGAGAAGGAAGAGCGAAAGCGCAAAGAGAAGUUGAGGAAGAAAAAGGAGAGAGAGGAGAAGAAGAAGAAGAAAAUGGAAGAGUUGGCAAACAUGAGAAAAGAGAAGUUGGAGAUUAGACAGAAACUGAGAGAAGAGAAGCAGAAAAAGAAGAUGGAAGAGCUGGAGAACAAGCGUCAAGAGAGAUUGCAGAUCAGACAGAAAAGGAGAGAAGAGGCACUGAAAAAGAAGAAGAAGGCGGGUACGGGGAAGAAAACAUCUUCACAGGGCCGAGUUGAGAGUGGACUCACAGACAUGACCCCAGUUGGCAGCGGACAACAGACUCCGACCUGCAGUGGACAGCGAACUCCGACCUGCAGUGGACAGCGGACUCCGACCUGUAGUGGACAGGAGACUCCAGUCGGCAGUGGACAGCAGACUUCGAACUGCAGUGGACACCAGACUCCGGUCGCCAGUGUCAGUGGGCUUCAGACGCCGGGAGACGAUGGGCAUGGUGGCAACAAGAACAGACCACGUCGUAAAGCACUGGUGCCGUACUGGAUGACUGACUUUACCACGGAAUCUUGGGAAGAUGACUGAACGCAGAGGUACCCGGCGUGUAGUGCCACAGCUGCAGCCUUGUCGUCAGUCUCAACGAGUUUGAGAGCAAUCGUCGUGUGCAUUGUUACGAAGUGAAGUCGAUGUGUAUAAUGUAUAA
This is a messenger RNA of Branchiostoma floridae (Florida lancelet), 2786 nucleotides long. RefSeq lists its product as uncharacterized. Gene Ontology annotation, cellular component: nucleus. Gene Ontology annotation, molecular function: DNA binding. The transcript has 4 exons. The coding region runs from base 437 to 2668 and encodes 743 amino acids. NCBI's taxonomy places the organism in Eukaryota, Metazoa, Chordata, Leptocardii, Amphioxiformes, Branchiostomatidae. The record is from RefSeq and is a predicted model, not a curated record.